Molecule: messenger RNA, 1919 nt
Organism: Orbicella faveolata
Lineage: Eukaryota; Metazoa; Cnidaria; Anthozoa; Scleractinia; Merulinidae
Molecular function (GO): calcium ion binding
Source: RefSeq, a predicted model, not a curated record
AUGACUUCCGCUCAGAAUUACUAUGUUGAUACCCAUAGAUUUUCUCACUUUUUUACAGAUAUUGGCAGCAAUCUGCAGAUAGACUUGGCUUUUUGUCUCGAUGGGUCUCAAGUAGUAACACAAGACAACUUCACUCACUUCCUGUCCUUCAUUAAGGCGAUAACCGCAUCACUAAACGUGUCUGAAAACGGAACUCACGUUGCUGUGGCCUUGUAUGGAAACACGCCAAAACUAGUGAUUGAUUUCGACGAUCAUUUCAACCAAUCAUCUUUGGAGAACGCUGUGGAUGCCAUUAUUUACCCUGGUAGUAGGUUGAGUAAGAUGGGUGCAGGUCUUUCGCUUGUUACUACUGGCUUGUUUAACUCAAAUGCGGCCCGGCCUAAUGCCACAAGAGUUUUAGUGGUCCUUACGGCUUCUAAGUCACAGGAUGACAUCGAGGUCCCUUCUCAUGGCUUACUUACUAACAGCAAAGUUAACAUAUAUAUCAUCGGAGUAGGAACUGAGUACAGCUUGGGUCAGUUGUGGGAGAUAUCUUCAGAUCCUGACAGUAGCUUUGUGGUGACUUAUAUCGCUGGGGAGAAUCUCGCGCUUAAAACGAGUUCCUUCAAAAAAACACUAGCAAUAGGACUUGAUCCUUGCUCCAGUAAUCCUUGUAGAAACGGCUCAUGUUCUCAAUCUGAAGAAGGGUACACAUGUAACUGUACAGCUGGCUUCUCAGGAAGGAAUUGUGACAAAGAAAAUGACCUUUGCAAUCCUAAUCCGUGUCAAAAUAGAGGGACAUGUCAAGUUCUGCCACUGAACGCAUAUUAUUGCACCUGUCCCAUGGGCUGGACUGGGACCAACUGUGAUCAAGACAUUCAGGAAUGUUCCAGAACAGUUGACGUUUGCAAGCAUGGAGUGUGUCAAGAAAGAAUGGGUGACUACCGUUGUAAGUGCUUCUCAGGAUUUGCAGGAAAAAACUGCGAUAAAACAUGUAGUGAAAAGGAGAUCGACCUUGCCGUCAUGAUUGAAGGUUCCUCCAGCCUUAAUCAAUGGGGAGAGAAUAACUUCGAAAAGAUCGUGAACGCUGUGGAAAAUUUGACCAAGUACUUCAACGACUCACAGUCAAACAUCGGAAUUGUUCUCUAUGCGACGGAGGCAGAACUGAAAGCCAAUUUUUCCUUUAGCCCAAGUCAAACAAACGACGUUUUGGAUAAUUUAGUUUAUCCCUCAGGCUGGACACGCAUAGGGAAAGGAUUAAAUUUCACCAGAGAGGAACUGUUUGUCAACAGUCGAGCAACUGCGCAUCGUGUCCUUGUGGUUAUAACCGAUGGAACGUCAAUCGAGAGUGUCUUAGUUCCAUCUGAUCUACUCCGUGAGAUGAACGUAACAAUAUUAGCAGUGGCCUUGGGAGAUUGGUAUGAUGUAAAGCAGAUCAAUGACAUCGCCAGCGAUCCUGAUUCAAAAACCACGCUUCUGACCACAUAUGACGAACUUGGUAGUCUUACUUGGCGACUCCGUGAGAUGAUCUGUGAAGCUGUGGAUCAUUGCUUCAGCAAUCCUUGCAGAAAUAACAGACCGUGUAUUAAUAUGCUGGAAGGUUACCAGUGUGACUGCGGUGCAAAUUUUACAGGACAAAAUUGUGAAUUUGUCGUCGACCAAUGCAGCAUUAGCAACCCAUGCACUGGAGGAGAAAUCUGCUUAAGUGGAGUUGGAUCACGUGACUGCGUUUGUCCUGAGGAUCGCUUUGGAGAAAACUGUACUAAAGGUGAGAUAUCAGACCCACAUGUAAUAGAUCGUGUAUGGAGGUAAAUACAUGAAACGCCGUUGAUUUGCACGAAUCAUCUUUCAGAGAACUCAAUUUAGUCAGACUGAUUACCAGUUCAUAUUUGCUUCGUGACUGUUAAAGGAGCUUAGUCACGGCAUUUGUGAGUUAUAUU